This is a messenger RNA of Metopolophium dirhodum (rose-grain aphid), 3421 nucleotides long. Its product is annotated as meiosis regulator and mRNA stability factor 1-like. The coding region runs from base 1 to 1968 and encodes 655 amino acids. NCBI's taxonomy places the organism in Eukaryota, Metazoa, Arthropoda, Insecta, Hemiptera, Aphididae. The record is from RefSeq and is a predicted model, not a curated record. The transcript is spliced from 10 exons.
AUGCUUUCGCAACGUCUAAAAAGACUCCAGCGCAGUAUUUUUUGGUUUCGAGUGCUGUUGAGAUGGUGUCCACUACACGGUGAAGUUGAUGGGUUGUGGAAACCAAACUGGAAGUUUGGAAUACUGUUGUUCAAUUACGCAAUGGUAGUGAUGCGCUUGAGGAUGACUUUUUCUAAUAUUUUUCCAAGAACCGGUAGAAGGCUAAUAGGCCGGAACGAGAAGGGUUGUUCUGGGGGCUUACCAGGUGUGAGUACAGUGACAAUGAAUGAUGAUUUCCAAGUAGUUGGGAAGGAGAUUUUUAACAACUUUGUUGGAUCAAAAAUAUUAAGUUCCGAUUUUAUAAAAGUUAAGUUCCAAAUAAGGUCAGUUUCAAAAAACUUGGACAAAAGAGUUGAGUUCCCGAAAACUUGGACAAAAGCGAAGUACCGAUUUUAUAAAAGCGAAGUUCCAAAAAAGUUCUUGUUCAACAACCCAAUUGUCAUAGUGGGACGUGCUUUUGAUCCAGUCGAUUAUGGCUUGUGUUCUCUUGAUGAUCUAUUAACGCAAGUAUCAGAAAAUACCGUCGUCAUCGGUCAUCUGGAUGGUCAAAAAUCAGUGGCAAUCCCUAAACGAGAACAGACUCCAGAAGAAAUUGAACGCACCAAAGCCUUUGCUAAAGAAGUAAUAGAGUUGUUAAGUCAUGCCCCGCAGUGUUGUCUGUUAUUUAAUAAGUUCAUACCUUCUUACCAUCACCAUUUUGGUCAUCAGUGUAAAGUAGCUGAUUUUGGAUUCACAAAAUUGAUCGAACUGUUCGAAUCAAUACCGCACAUUGUAAAGAUCGAAGACGAUUUGGAAGGAGAGCGCCGCGUGUCAUUGACGACUGAUGUGAAACAAAAUGUGCUUGGUGAUCAGUUGGCCGCAUUGGCUGUUUAUCCACUGCAAAUUAGUCAAUUACAAAACGCCUUCUUGUGGCAGUAUGGCUAUGCUCUUAAACCUUCCGUAUAUGAAUGUGAGACACUCAUCGAACUGUUACAAAAGCUUGAUGAUGCUGUCAAGGUGGUGGACAAUCACGGUGAGCUGUUUUUGAUAGCUGUGGACCGUAAAGAAGCCCAAAGGUUGUCUCUAAAAGUUCGCCGUGUACUGAUGGAACACUCGUCCAAUGACAAGAUGUCUGUUUUGCAGUUUCAGUCUGUGUACCAAACAAUGUUUGGCGAAUCUAUAAACAUUGAAACUAUGCAGGAGAAACUUGGUGAAACUAUAAAGAUCGUCAAGACUAAAUUUGGAGAAGAAUAUGUACAAUUGACUCCUUUGCAAUUGUUCGCCCAAGAUAUGUAUCGUUUGUUAAUGAUCUCAGAUGGUCGAUUGUUGUUGACAUCCCUUGAAGCUGCUUACUUGCGUCUGUUUGGCACCGCCAUUCAGCCAGCUGUUUACGGAUAUCAGUCCGUAAUGGCACUGAUAACCAGUAUUCCGCACACAGUCCUCAUUGAAAACAAGCCGCCCAAACGUUACAUCAUACUCAACAGAGAACUUGCCAGUGUAGGUAUUCAUUUGCCUAACAGUAUAAUUAAAUCGCCCAUGCCAGAUCAAAUGACAAAGAAUAAUUAUAGUAAGCCUGAUAUGAGCUUAAUGAACCACAAUGAGAAUUUAAGAGAAAACAAUGUUUUGCUACCAGACGAGAAUAAGACACCUGUGGUGGUCAAACUUCCUGAUCUGAAGUUACAUCCAAACAUAUUCAAUAUGAGUCCUAUGUCAUUGAUUAACUGUACUUCACCACAAGCUCCUCAUCCAUCACAAGUGCCAAUGCCUACUGAAUUGUGUCCGCCAUUCGGUGACAAGUACAAACCCAUUACUACAAUCAACAAUAACAAUCAUUACAAUGACAAUCAGUUUUGCUGCCCAAUGAUGGGCAACAAUGAUUUACCAAAUACUAACGAUCAAGGAGAUCAAAAUCAGCGUUUAGUUCAUCAAAUGAAUGAUCGUUUUCUUUAGAAAAUUUAAAUCAUCCAAGACGGGUUUCAAUAGUUUUUUAAAACGAAAGACGUCAAUAUAUAUAUAUAGAAAAAGAAAAGUAAAAUGAAAUGUUUCUAGGUUUAUAUUUUUUUUUUAUAUCAGGACUGACUCUCACUCCUAAAUAACUAAAAAGUAUUUUUAUUCGUUUGAUUUUUAAACAAAACAUUUUUCCUGGAGAAAAACCUUUAUAUUUAUAUUUACAAAGUCUAUUAGCUUAAGGGAUAAAGUGAUGUAUUAAUGGAUCUCACUUUUGAUUUUUUAUGUGUUCACUAGAUGUUUUAAUUUAUAUUACAUUUAUCGCAUAGUUAAUAUGUAAAAAUAAUAAAUAUGAAUGUAUUUAUAUUUAUAUAUAUUAUACAUGCACGUAACUGAAUAAAAAUAUAAUUAAUAGUAAUAAUAAUGUGUGGUACUAGUAUAUUACAAUGUCACACGGGAGUAUUAAAAUGUUUUCAAUAUGUCAAGUUUUUUAUUACUAAUUUUGCUUAAGUUAUUAUUAGGAUUAAGUAAAUGUGCAUAGUUUAUUUUGAGUACAAUUUUAGAAUAAUCAAUUUUGUUGAAAUAUUUCACCGAAAGGUUAGUGUUAAAUUUUGUUUGGCAUUAUGCUUAAACAUAUAAUAUAUAUAUUACGUAAAAUAUUUUAUUUUUAUGGAUAUUUAUUUAAAUAUAUCCUACUAUAACAGAAUUAUAAAAUAAAUACUUAAGCCAUGUGUUUUGAGGGUAUGCAAUUUUUUUUAUUACCAAACAAAGACACAAAACGUAAAAAAGUAAAAUAAACUUUUAAAUUGUUAUUUUUUUUUUAUUGGUAUUUAUUUUUCUAUCGUUAACUGGUUACAAUUUUUUUUUUAUUGAUAGAAAAAUAUGUAUAUCAAUCAUGUUAGUAUAUAAUAAUUACAUGUAUACACCUCUUUGUUAUAUUAUUAUUAUUGUUACUCAAUUAAUUGAAGAGGUAUUUUUUCUAUAUCAUAUUUUGUUCUAUUAGUUCUAAGUAGUAUACUGUAUAUCAAUAGUACAAUACAUAUAUAUGUAUAUAUAUGGUCUAAUGAUCACUAAAUAUCCUAAUCAUUUAGACUAUUUAGUCUUAUUUUUAUUUGUAUUGAUGUUUUUCUCAUUACGUUUAAAAGUAUUUUUUUAUAUACUUUUCCUUUUUAUUUAUUCAUAUAUAAAUACGUGCCAAAUAUUGUUUUUUUUUUUUUUAAAUUAUUUAUGUAUUUACUAUUUACUAAAUGAACAACCACUUACCAUGUGAUAAACUUACAUUGUGUAGUAUGUACUUUUAAUAACACUGUAUCUAACCUAAUUUUAUUGUCCAUUACAUGGGUGCUCAAACGUAAAAAAAAAUGCAUGUAUGUACAAUAUGUCGAUUAAAAUGUUAUGUUUACUAUGUUAUUUAAUUAAAAAAAUAUAAAACAUCAAUAAUUCAGCUUAGAGUCUA